GGCAUUUGGACCCACUUUCGCGUGUUCGAAAACGGCAACUUCACAACGCGUCUUCCCUUCCCCUCCGCGUCACCAAUUAAGUUUGCCGUUGUUUGGCAGCCCUCACAGACCAAGCGUUUUUGCCUUGAACCUGCGCGGGCCACCAUUUUGCGCUUUCUGCGAACAACACGAUGACAACGACAAAUUGACUUCCUUGUUGGAGAUGCUGUCCACGGUGUCCUCGAGACCCGUCCCUGCCGGGGCAACCAGCGCGAGCAGUGGCCGAUGCAGCGCUCCAGUCCUCGAGUUCGUCUGCCUGUUCACCCACGAUCUCCGGAGGAAGCAGAAGCGGUGGGAAGAUGGACGCCUGAAGUACCACACCUUCAACAAACGUGUCAUGGUCUACGAUGAGCGGGGCAACUUCGUCGGGGACAUGCACUGGCAGCGUGAGUCGGAGUUCGGCGAGGGCGAAGAAUUCCAAUUAGAGCGUGGAGGGGCCAUCGUCCAGGCCAUAGAGUGCGUGGGACGCCAAAACCAGGACUUGUCCGAGCUACUCGACAAAAGAGCAAAGGAAAAGGAACAGCGCCAAGCACGGGUGGCCUUGCGCCCGGCCCCGCUGGGAGCUUCAGCAAAUACACCUGUGGCUGGCAUCCGCGUGAACGACCACUUUCAGACCAGGCAUCGUCCUCUCAAUCAGGUCCUCGGGACCCCUACCGGUCCCCUCGGCCGUGCCGUGGUUCCGACCGAGUCACCGUUCGAGCUUCGGCAGAGAGCUAACGAGAUGCCCGUGAACCAUGACGAUGCGCGCCCUGCAAAGAGGCGGAAAUGCGACCUCACGCCGCCAAGCAAGAUGGGUUAUGCUCGGAGCUUGUUUGGUGCCACGCUAUCCCUGUCCGCGGUGCCAUUGAGCUCAAUACCCCGACCACAACCAGAAGCCUCGGGACCUCGUGGGACAGGCACGUUGGACAUUGAGCCAGUGCCAAAAGACCGAACGCUUGAUAGGGGUGACCCGCCAGCUACAGUUUCCCGGGCAAACGUUGUUUCCCGUCCGUCAGGGGUGCCCCUGGAGCAUGGACCGGAUGACCGUGUUGGAGAACGCGAACCACCUGAAACCGCACCCAGGAGCAUGGCGCACACACGCUUAGGGAAAGCAAGGUCAACCUCUCGGAUUGGGGUCCAAGACUUACCGAACACCAGCGGUCGAUGCUCAUCCUUCUCCAGCGAGAACAGGACUAGGAUCGAUACUUUCAGACCGCCCCUAGCUUCCCGGAGUCUUAAGGAGCCAGAUGGUCCGCAAAAUGCGGAAUCAACAAAGCAUCCCCAAGUUGGACCUGAGGAAGUCGCCCCCGUGACAGACUGCCCAGGCUUAGGAGCGUCGCGCUCGCAGGCAAUCGUUCUGGAUGAAGACACAGGGCAGAGACCAGACGGCGAAACACACGUUUCGAGAACGCUCGCACCGGAGAGAAACACUGCGGGUUCAAAACGUGUGGCAUCAAGUCCGGCAAGGCAGAGACCAGCCAAGCAAAAGAGUCCGCAAGCCGAGGCAGACCGACCCCCAGCCAUUGCGCCGGAAAGCGACGAGACACUCAAAGAAGCUCAACUACCAAACGAGGAAAGAACCGUGUUGCGGUUGAAGCCUCGGCAGAAGCGAGGUCUCCUGCUGCUCUCCGAAAAGCGGAAGAAGAACCAGCAGCUCAAAGGGCGGAGCUCACCCUCGAGGGAGCAGAUUCACGCUACCGACCGCCCGGCCACGCCCGUGCACGACAAGGCUGCAGAGCUCCAUACUCAAGUCGGCCACAAGACCGCAAACCAUACCUCGAUAGUGUCGCGCGGUGAUUCAACUGCACCAUCCUUUGCCGACCUCGGAGAGGCCCCUGCACCCGGGGACUCCGUGCCAGAUGCAGAGGAUGAGCCAAGGGACCAGUCGAUUCCUCCUCAAAGAGAGAAGAGAAAGCAGAAGGCCAAACGCUCUGCCAAACUGCAGGAGAGGGCGCGCGAGACGGCCAGCCCCGACAUGCAAGGGGACUCGUCAGAUGAUGGCCACACCGUCAACACGCGGAAAUCCGCCCGACAAGGCCAGAAGACCAGGCGCCCGAGUGAUCAGGUCUCCAGCCACCCCAAAACGGUGCAGGCGGCAGACUCGGAAGAGAGUGAGAACGAAGAGCUGCCACAGGCGGAGGUUGGACCUCACCUCGUAAGACUCGGCAGAAAGAGUGUCAGGAGCAGAGAAGUGUUUGGGUUUGUCCCGUCUAGCCCACCCAUCGUCAGCAUUGCAGGCCCCUUUGAGCCGACGCCGGGCAUUCGGGAUCCCCAUCUCGCGGUAGAGGAGACUACAGCAGCUACCUGCCUUCCUGAUCCACGAGCCAACGAGGCGCCAAUCCCCCACCAGAGACAGCCUCUCGAAGAAAGCCCUCGGAAUUGCUUGUCGCCGUCGACACCGCCCCGGGAGACUGCACCUGUUGUUCAGCGGCGCAACUCGCUCCCUGAUGAUGAGACGGGCGAAAGGAUCAACAGCGAAGCUACGGACGGAGCGGAGACUCGCAGAACACAGCAGCCUGGUGAUGUGUCGAUGCGACGCAGCCUCGCCCGGCGGGAAACCUCCGCCAUCACCCUGGGGACUGCAAUGGCCAAGGGCACAAACGAUCAGAUAUCACCGCCCACACGGCAGAGCAUCGCCACGAUUGGAAAGGAAAGGCCGCCGCCGACGACAGGGCGUUGUGUCAACAACAAGAGUUUGCCGGCACCGACCGCUGAAGCCGAGCGAUCUCAGCUACACAACGCAGGACAACCUCCACACCCAAUCAGCAACACGACCGGAAUUAGAGUUGAGGAUGGUGUAACGAAACGCCCCAGCAGCCCGAUCCCGGAAGCUCCACCAGUUGAGCGUACUCGACCCAAAAUUGCGAACCCAGCUACUCGAGGCCGCAAGGCUGCGCUGAAGUCUGAUGCUGCAGGGCAAGUUCCUCGGUCGAUCUUGCCAAUGGAACCCGUCCACGCACACGCGAUUGCGGAGCCAUCUGCGGCGCCACGGCCGGAGCCGGCCGCCGACGAAAGGCCGAAAAGGAAGAUGACCUUCCCUGGCUUUGUCUCUGCCAAAGCGGGCGGGCCCUGGAGCAGGGAGGCGCACGACCUGCUUGAGAGUGGUCGUCCUGGUUGAGAUGGGAGGCUGAGCGUGUGCCUUCCUGUAGCAGGGCAAGCCUGUCAGAACUUAUUCAGCUUGCCGGAAAG
This is a messenger RNA of Thermothielavioides terrestris NRRL 8126, 3207 nucleotides long. RefSeq lists its product as uncharacterized. NCBI's taxonomy places the organism in Eukaryota, Fungi, Ascomycota, Sordariomycetes, Sordariales, Chaetomiaceae. The transcript has a single exon. Gene Ontology annotation, biological process: double-strand break repair. The coding region runs from base 203 to 3136 and encodes 977 amino acids. The record is from RefSeq and is a predicted model, not a curated record. Gene Ontology annotation, cellular component: site of double-strand break; nucleus.